AUGGCCCGCUGCCUGCUUGAGAACGGGGCGGAAUCCACGAUCAGAUCAAAGCCUUGCGGUCACACGGCGUUACAUUACGCUAUGCGUUCGGGGCGGAAUGAAACUGGAAAAUCGAGAGAUGAUGGUACUCUCGUUCACGACCUGAUGGAGUAUGGUGCGGAUGUCAACUUUGCGUGCUGA
Messenger RNA from Aspergillus fumigatus Af293, 180 nucleotides. NCBI's taxonomy places the organism in Eukaryota, Fungi, Ascomycota, Eurotiomycetes, Eurotiales, Aspergillaceae. The record is from RefSeq and is a predicted model, not a curated record.